Molecule: messenger RNA, 2507 nt
Organism: Dicentrarchus labrax (European seabass)
Lineage: Eukaryota; Metazoa; Chordata; Actinopteri; Moronidae
Product: dynein axonemal assembly factor 3-like
Exons: 13
Coding region: 117-1457 (446 amino acids)
Biological process (GO): axonemal dynein complex assembly; motile cilium assembly
Source: RefSeq, a predicted model, not a curated record
CCAUAUCACUGGGAGAUGGCGCUUGUCUUCCCCAUUCAGACACUGUUGCCUAGCAACAGAACUCAAACUUUCUGUUCAGACCAGCUGUAAAUUUCACUCCGUUGUCACAAUUGAGGAUGAGUGCUGGACGGGCCUCCGAGGGCGCGGGCUGCAUCACCUGGUGGGGCUUCAGUCCCGCUCGAGACCUCCUGAGCACGGGCCCUGUGAGACCUGAAGGGGAGGUCAAUGUUUUACUGGUUGGCAGUGGAGACCUACGACAUAUUUUGAAGACCAUUGCUGGUUUGCAGAGCAAGAAAAGCCUACAUGUGUGGGUGAUAGAAAACAGCAUGGAGGAGGUGGCUAGACAGCUUCUGCUCCUCUACUUGGCACUGAUGCCCCAGGAAAGCAUGGGAAACAAUGAGAAGACGGAGGUAUUCCUGGAGGUGUUUGGGAACAGUGAGAUCCGCAGUCAGACAGAAGAGAUACUGAGACAUGCAGCGUCACAGCUCUCUCUGUCUGUUACUGAAUCACUGGAGACAGCCACACACACCUGCCUGAACACAACGCUUCUCAAGUUUAAGGAGCGAGAUGAGCUGGCCAGGAUAUUGAAGUUGUGGAUCCAGCCUCAGACUUCAUCAUCUAUCUCAAUGUCGAAGGCCUGGGAUUAUCGGGUCAGGCAACACCUUGGAACACGCUACAACUCCAAGGGGGGCAGCUUCGACUGGGACCUUACGAUGAAACUGCACGAGAAAGGGUGUGGUGCCAUCAACAAACAGCAAUAUGUGCGAUGGAGGGAACGAGGUCUGGCGUUCGAAAUGAGGGAAGGUGUCUACCAAACAGCCAAUCCAACUUUGCUCUCUUCACGAGUGUUCAAUCAGAAAGGGGACAGAGUGGCUGUCCGGGGCUACUGGGGGGACAUUGUUUCCAGUCCUUACCUCGCCUUUGGCAUAGAAACUGAAGACAAGAGCCUGCUGAAGACACAGAAUGGGCAAUACAUCAAGACAGCCCAGGAUAUCUCCAUUGCAAAUGUACAGGCAUUGUUCCAGUCCCUGUCCAGUAGACGGGGCUGCCCCACUACUUCUCAGUCAGACGCUGAAGCACUGCAGCCAUCCACACAGACUGACCGAAAAUCUAUCACCAUCACUGACUUGAUGUGUCUGAAUGGGAUCUCUGUGACCUUCCUGCCUAUGGAUUCACUCCACAAACUGCCACAAAAACAGAAAUAUUCACACUUCUUCAACUCAAUCUACUUCUCUGCCAGCUGCGUGCACCAGUUGGGCCCAACAAUGAGACAGAUUGCAGCACCAGACGCUGUGCUCGUCGUGGAGUUGGCCAAGUACAUUUUGGAUCUGAGCAAAGUGCAGGAAGCAGGCUUUGCAAAGGAAGUGUUGCGCAUCGCUCUAGAGGCUGAAUUUGAACCGUGGCUUGAGGGGAAGAUUGAUGAUGUCCACGCUGUUUUCAUACCACGGAAGAAGUGAAGGUGGUUAAUGCCCUCACACGCUGCUGCUCUGCUCUCUCUGCCCGGCGGCUCUCCUAUAACAGAAAAACCACGCCAGCUGGACUUUCACACAUGGCUCUUUCAUCACUAUUAUUCUGAACAGUCAGUGUAUCCUGACAAAUCUCUCUUUCAGACAAAUAAAUGGAGAAAACAGCAUGGGAAAGGCAGUACAAUCCUGUCUUUGAGUCCUAUCAGCUCCUCUUCCUCCUUCUUCCUCUGCUCAAAGUGGACAUCAAUCAGAGUCUGCAGCUCCAGGAGGUCUUUCUCCAUCCUUUUCCUGUGGAUAUCCUUAUAGGGAACAGUGGAUACACAGAUGAAGAUGAUUUGAUGCUGUAAUCAUGCAAUUGUUCCAUUAACAAUAAUCUUGAAGGAACAUACAUCAAAGUCAACCCUCUCCCCCUCAGGGAUUUUGGGGGCAGCUAGCUGCGUGACCACUGGCCUGUAAAAUAACACGAUAAGAUAAGAUUAUUUUUACUUAAGUGCAACACAUUUAGUGGUAAAAUCAGACGAUAUUCUUUGGUGUUGAGUAUUCCCAUGUAGGCUUACUUGUAUUUGGGGCGUUCUUCUUCAACAUGAUAGCCAGAGCAGCGAUGAAAAAGUGAGUCAGGUCAUUUUUUGACAGUUACAUUUUAAAACACAUCAGAAAAAAAUUAUGCAUGUUAACUAUAAUAGGCAAAAGGCAUAAAUAUUUAUUUUUUUAAUUGUUGCCACUGUUCAUACCACUGACUUGUUAACUGCCCUACAAAAGAUAAACAGCUUAUCAUACUGUUUCACACUACGUCUAGAGACAAUUUAAGGCUUAAGGUUGCCUGCUCAUUUUGAAUUCAAAUUCAAAGUUCUUGUCUUUUACUGUGCUACCAGUGAUUGACUGGCAAAUCAGCUAAAAACUAUGUGUAAAUGGGACGGAUUACAAAAUGUAAAUCAGUAUUUACAUUUUAAAAGCUGUCCUGAAGGGGUUCUUGUUCUGCACUUUCAUAGCGUGUAUCUGAAUGUGUUAAGGAAAGGCUAAUAAAAUCAACACACUGUCUCA